Molecule: messenger RNA, 1530 nt
Organism: Argentina anserina (silverweed cinquefoil)
Lineage: Eukaryota; Viridiplantae; Streptophyta; Magnoliopsida; Rosales; Rosaceae
Product: ubiquitin-like modifier-activating enzyme 5
Exons: 13
Coding region: 113-1393 (426 amino acids)
Biological process (GO): protein ufmylation
Cellular component (GO): cytosol; cytoplasm
Molecular function (GO): UFM1 activating enzyme activity
Source: RefSeq, a predicted model, not a curated record
GCAACGAAUUUAAGAGCGGUUUCCAUUAUAAUUACAGAAUCAAAAUCACAGUCUCUCUCUGCUCAGAAAUCAAAUUCAGCUUCGGAAAAGAAGAAGAGAGAGAAUCGAAGCAAUGGAGGUGGAGCUGAAGGAGAUGCUCAACGACCUCGAAUCGCUGAAGAGUUCGCUCACCGAUCCUUCUCUUACUGCUCCAAUCGACAAGCUACAACUGCGUGUAGAACGUCUUACCAGUCUUGCAAAAACUGGACCUGUUCGUCGAUCUAAAGUUCAGGAUAUGAGUGCUGAGGUGGUGGAUAGCAAUCCUUACAGCAGGCUUAUGGCACUUCAGAGGAUGGGCAUAGUGAAAAACUAUGAAAGAAUACGGGAAUUCUCAGUUGCCAUAGUUGGAGUAGGUGGUAUAGGAAGCGUAGCAGCUGAGAUGCUAACAAGAUGUGGUAUUGGUCGCCUUCUGUUGUACGAUUACGACAAAGUAGAGCUAGCUAACAUGAAUAGGUUAUUCUUUCGUCCAGAGCAGAGUGGUAUGACAAAAACAGAUGCUGCAGUACAGACCCUUUCGGACAUAAAUCCUGAUGUUGUGCUUGAGAGCUAUACACUGAACAUCACAACAGUGCAAGGUUUUGAAAUCUUUACGUCCAGUUUGAAAGAUAAAUCGUUUCGCCCAAGUAAAGAAGGCAGUGGAGUAGACCUUGUGUUAAGCUGUGUUGAUAAUUACGAAGCUCGAAUGGCUGUUAAUCAGGCUUGCAAUGAGUUGAAUCAGACAUGGAUGGAGUCUGGUGUCUCUGAGGAUGCUGUUUCUGGUCAUAUUCAGUUGCUUAUACCUGGUGAAACAGCUUGUUUUGCAUGUGCCCCACCUUUGGUUGUAGCAUCUGGAAUUGAUGAACGCACACUUAAGCGGGAAGGAGUUUGUGCUGCAUCUUUACCUACCACUAUGGGAGUUGUUGCUGGGCUACUAGUUCAAAAUACACUCAAAUACUUGCUGAGCUUUGGAAAUGUCUCCCCAUACUUGGGAUAUAAUUCUCUUAAAGACUUCUUCCCCACUAUGGAAAUGAGGCCAAAUCCUCAGUGCUCAAAUUUUGCUUGUAUGGAACGUCAGAAAGAAUACUUGCUCGCCAAGCCGGCGAGGGAUGCUGCAAGUAAAGCAAAGAUGGAAGCCGAAGCAUCAUCAUCUGUAAUAGAAGCUCCACUCCAUCUCGAUAACGAAUGGGAAAUAAGCGUUGUUGAUGAUACAGAGCCAGAUAGAAUAGAGGCCAAAAGUUCAGAUACUCUUCCAGAAGGUCUUGUUAGGGAGCUUCCCACUGCUGAUGACUUCCAAAAACCAGCUGCUGAAGCCACAGAUUCUGCUUUUGAUGACCUAGAAGAACUUCGGAAACAACUCGACGCCCUAAAUUCUUAAUACAUCACACAUGUCACCUUUGUUGAUGUAACCUAUUGUAGCUUUCAUUGUUUGUAGUCACCACCCUGAAGAGGGUGCAAAUGAGGUAGAUAAUACCUAAUUUCCAUAGUUCGAAAAGUCUGUUUCCAACUGUUACA